CUGAAAAGGGAAGAAUUCGGUUACAGCUCUACAUUUGAGUUUGGAAGGUCAUCUUACUCUGUUUUAUUUCACGGUACAAUAAUGAAGAUUCAAUUUCUGCUCUUCUGCUUUCUAACGGUUACUGGUUUUGUGGAGAUCCGUCCUCAGAUCUUCACUGUGCACAUGGGGGAAGACUUCAAAAGCAUCUUCAAAAGCUUCACUAAACUCCAGGGGGUGAUCUUGAUAUAUUUGUGCCGGAUGCCCUGUGUGCAGCCCAUGCACAAUCUGAUAGAGGUGCACGGCAGGAGGACCAAGAGCGGACGUUACAGCCUUCGACUGGAGAACCUUUUGGAAGUGCACUUGGCCAUCACGCAGGUGGUGAAAGAGGACACAGGCCUUUACAAACUGGGGGUCAGUGCUAUGAAAUUGGAGGAGGAGGUCAUUUUUCGGCUCAUUGUCAAAGACUUGUGUGACGGAGGUGUAUUCAUGGACAGAAACCAAGAGUACCGGGUCACCGAAGGCUCCAACCUCUCUGUGAAAUGUUACCUCACCCUACAGCCUCGAAACAGGAAGUUCUUGUGCCGUGAUCAGUGCUCCGCUUACCUCAUCGACACCAACGAUCCGAAAGGAUACAGCUCCAAGUACGGUGUGGAGUACCUCAGUUAUAAUUCCUUCAAAGUGAUGAUGUACAACCUGAGUGCCCAGGACUCGGGGCGGUACUGCUGUGGGGUGGGGCGGGAGAACAGUCCCAACUUCUGCCAGGAGUUCACCGUCAGAGUGAAUGGUGCAAGCCAAGACAACCCAAUAGAAGAGAAGAAGCGCCUAAGAGAUCCAGAUUUGAUUGAAGAAGACCACGAACCAGAUUUUUCCCUCAUGUUCGUAAACUACACUGAAGAUGACUAUCAGCCAGAUUCUUCCCCAACGGUGCCAAACUUGACUCAAGAUUACCAUCAAUCAGCUCUUUGUGCGGAGGGGACUGGCCUGGCCCUGCCCAUAGUCACCUCUGUGCUUGGGGGCAUCAUACUCAUCCUGGUGUCUCUUCUGAUCCACAUGUGGAAGAAGAAAACCCAAUCUCCCCACUAUAUGAACUGCAGCCCAGACAUGCCGAUGAGUCCUGCAGAGCGGCAAUCACAGACUGCAUCAUGUGACAAUAAUGACCCAGUGUACUCCAGCUUAAGCCCAGUGAACAGAGAUUCCGAAUACUACCCACUCAAACAUCAGCAGACUCAUGACUAUUUGCAUGUUAUCUGACAAAAAAAAGUAUAGCAGUGUCAGUAAAGCCCAAGGACUAAAACCUUUAAUACAACAUACCGUAUAUCAACCUUAUAUUGAAGUAAUUAUUGAUGUAAUUUUGGAGUGAAGGCAUCUUGAGUGGAGGAGAAUAAAGAUUACUCAAACAUUGUACUAAACACAGCUUUAACAUGGCUCCCUGGCUGGUACACUGGGCAUUUUUUGGCAUCAUAACAUUGAAUUUUACCCAACUAAGAAGUGCAACAUGGUGUUCAAAGGACAGUUAGAUCUGUUUUUCCUGUAUCCACAAAUACUGUGCACGGAGCUAAAGAGCAGCUGAGAUACUAUAGACUUUUUAGACCAAAUGCAGCUGAAGACCUUCCAGAGGAAACACUUCUUGGGAACGCCCCAUCUCAUCACCAACCAAAAUAACAGAGCAGAGUGAGAGUGAGGCUUAGGGGGGAGGCUUUCCUGUUGUGUGUCCAGAGUAGAGCCUUGAACUCUCGGGACCCGCGGGACCCGACGCAAAACAGUGUGGAGCGGGACGCAUUUUGAAAGCUCACUGCGGGUGUGGGCGGGAGUGGGACUGCACAAUGCGAGAGCGGGCGGGUGGGAUGAUAAACUGCAGUCCUGUAAACUAAAUAUGAGUGUAAAGUAAAAUAUACAAAUGAUUAAUGUACACUAGAGCUGGGUAUCAUUAAGAAGUUGCCGAUACGAUACAUAACUUAAUUCAUAGGCCACAAUUCGAUUCGAUACGAUAUACUUCAAAUCGAUUCGAUACAAUUCAAUAAAAAUACAGACUAAAUCAUGGCUGUGAUGCUUAAAGUCUUUGUUAAAUGACUUUUUGUGCAAAGUGAAUAUGAAACACAGUGAAAAUGUUAGAUGUGCUACAUGAUAGAGUUUCCUUCCUCUAAACAAGCAACAAACUGUAGUGCUGUAACAAAAUGAUUUAGUAAAAUAUACAAAAAAAUACUCUUGGCAAUAUAUCGAUACAGCAGCCCACAAUAUCAGUACUGUAUAAUCAUAUUAAGCGAUACGAUAUAUAGAUAUUUCAAUAGUUUUACACACAUCUAAUGUAUGCCUAUUAUACAUAAUUUGUGCUGGAUAUUUUAUUUGGCAUUAAUAAAAACAUUUUAAGCAGCCUAAAUUUGGUCUAAUCUCGCACACAUUUUAGAUAAUUCUUUCCUCUUCUCCAUGUUUGAUAGAGUUUAGGAAAGCGAACAUCCCCAUCUUGCGGGAUUUGCGGAUGGGAGCAGAACAAAAUAUUGCAGAUGCAGGCAGGAGUGGGAAUGAAAAUUCUGUUCCACCCAAACCUCUAGUGCAGAGUUUUCCUGGCUUCCCCCUGGAGGCUGCUAUGAUGCUGCAGGAUACAGAGGACAGAGACAGCACAGGAGAGGCACUCUUUAUUUCCUGGAAUGCUACUGUCCUCAGACUGUCCUGAAAUGAGGUCUUCUUGCUCUACUAAUCCUCCUGUUACGAUGCACAGAGACUCAAAGGUGGAAAUGUUGCUGCAGCUAAACUGUAUCCAUCUAUUAACUUUAUCUAAGCAGUAUCUAUGUAUCUUAAAAUAAUAAUAAAAUAAUUCUGUGUUUUACUCAC
Molecule: messenger RNA, 2808 nt
Organism: Boleophthalmus pectinirostris (great blue-spotted mudskipper)
Lineage: Eukaryota; Metazoa; Chordata; Actinopteri; Gobiiformes; Gobiidae
Exons: 10
Coding region: 82-1230 (382 amino acids)
Cellular component (GO): plasma membrane
Molecular function (GO): transmembrane signaling receptor activity
Source: RefSeq, a predicted model, not a curated record